Molecule: messenger RNA, 1475 nt
Organism: Nanorana parkeri
Lineage: Eukaryota; Metazoa; Chordata; Amphibia; Anura; Dicroglossidae
Gene: WRAP73
Product: WD repeat containing, antisense to TP73
Exons: 12
Coding region: 69-1421 (450 amino acids)
Biological process (GO): microtubule anchoring at mitotic spindle pole body; mitotic sister chromatid segregation; protein localization to mitotic spindle pole body
Cellular component (GO): microtubule organizing center; mitotic spindle; MWP complex
Molecular function (GO): protein binding
Source: RefSeq, a predicted model, not a curated record
CGUGCUCCGCCCACUUCUCCAGCGAUGGACCCGGCUGGAGAAGCUGUCGUACGUUUGAAGGGAUCAACAUGAACUUCUCCGAGGUGUUCAAAGUGUCCAAUCAGCUGUGCAGGUUCUCCCCCAACGGGAGGUAUCUGGCGUCCUGCGUUCAGUACAGACUUGUCAUCCGUGAUGUCAGCACGCUGCAGAUUCUACAGCUGUUCACCUGUCUGGACCAGAUCCAGCAUGUCGAGUGGUCUUCAGACUCCAUGUUCAUCCUGUGCGGCAUGUACAAGAGAGGGAUUGUUCAGGUCUGGUCUCUGGAACAGCCGGACUGGCACUGCAAGAUCGACGAGGGCUCGGCAGGGCUCGUGUCCUCCUGCUGGAGCCCAGAUGGCCGUCACAUUCUCAACACAACCGAGUUUCAUCUUCGGAUAACUUUGUGGUCACUUAGUGCAAAGUCUGUGUCCUACAUCAAAUUCCCCAAAGCUUGUCAGAAGGGCAUCGCCUUCACCAAGGAUGGACGGCACAUGGCUCUAGCAGAGAGACGGGACUGCAAAGAUUACAUUAGCAUAUUUGUGUGCAAUGACUGGCGCCUACUAAGGCACUUUGAGACCGACACUCAAGACCUGACCGGCAUAGAAUGGGCCCCCAAUGGCUGCGUGCUGGCUGCAUGGGACUCUUGUCUGGAGUACAAGGUGUUACUCUACUCUCUGGAUGGACGCCUGCUGUCCAACUACAGCGCCUACGAGUGGUCUCUGGGUAUCAAGUCCGUCGUGUGGAGCCCCAGCAGCCAGUUUCUCGUGGUUGGCAGCUACGAUGAGAAGGUUCGAAUACUCAACCACGUUACAUGGAAGCCAAUCAAAGAGCUGGCACAUUCCGCUACCAUUUCCAACCCAAAGACAGUUGUUUAUCGGGAGGUGGACAAAUGCCAAACUGCAGUUCCAAGUCAGCUUACCUUUCCACCCCAGCGGGGGGCACCCAGCAGCCUCUUUACCGUCCACAGUAAAUAUGUGCUGGUUGAGCUGCCUGUGACUUUACGCACCAUCAAACCCGACACGGAUCGUGCAAAUCCAGAACUGGGUAUCGGAAUGCUGGCUUUCAGUCCCGAUAACCGAUACUUGGCAACCAAAAAUGAUAACAUGCCAUACUGUGUGUGGAUCUGGGACAUCCAGAAGAUGAGACUGUCUGUAGUGUUGGAGCAGACAUCAGCUGUGCGCUCUUUUCAAUGGGACCCUGUCCAGCCACGGCUGGCUAUCUGCACUGGAAAUAGCAGGGUGUAUUUAUGGUCUCCCAGCGGCUGUGUCUCCGUCCAUGUACCUGUAGAAGGUAAUUUCAGCGUCUUGUCCCUGUCUUGGCAUCCUCUGGGCGAAGACUCAUUGCUGCUUCUGAGCAAGGAACAUCUGUGUCUGUGUUAUCUGGAGGGUGAAGAUGAACAGUGACAUCAGGAAGAGACUAUCCCAUGAAAACAUGUUUACACAAUACACAUCUGGCUG